Molecule: messenger RNA, 2901 nt
Organism: Lingula anatina
Lineage: Eukaryota; Metazoa; Brachiopoda; Lingulata; Lingulida; Lingulidae
Product: NADPH oxidase 5-like
Biological process (GO): superoxide anion generation; defense response
Cellular component (GO): plasma membrane; NADPH oxidase complex
Molecular function (GO): superoxide-generating NAD(P)H oxidase activity; calcium ion binding
Source: RefSeq, a predicted model, not a curated record
CUACUAUCCUUUUUGACCACCCUUGAUGGCUGUUCAGGUUAGGCAUAAUUAAAAGAGAGACACUUUACCGACCCAUGGCCGAUUAGCGAUGAAGGCAAGAAAUGCUUUGAAGCUCAAUACGAAAAAACUCAAAAUCAUGCUUAUGCCUACAACGGUUUAGACCCAGGAGCCGCUACAUAUGCACCUAAAAAACAUUGUAACUUUAGCCAAUUGAAGCAUAAUUGAAGGGUCUUUAUAGGGGGAUGGCAAACAUACGAAGAAACGACCCUGAAAACAAACGGUUAUCAAGAAAAAUCACGAAAGUAACUGGAGGAUGUAAGGAAAUAACACAGGAAGAAUUUCGCAAGAUCGUCAACUCUAAAAAUGAUUACCUAAGCGCCCGCCUUUUUGCUAUCUUGGACAAAGACAAUUCAAAAACCAUUCAGCUAGACGAAUUCAUCAGCGCCAUUGAUCUUCUGUCUCAAGGUAGCAGCACAGAUAAGCUAAAGUUUCUAUUCGAUGUAUAUGACGCCGAUGAUAAUGGUGAGCUGUCCCGAGAGGAGCUGGGCGCCAUGCUACGCGCUUGUAUCGAGGAGAGUUCCUUGGCAAUGGCAGAUGAUAUAUUUUCGCGUCUUACAAGUCUCCUGUGGGAUGAGCUAGAUAUCGACCAAUCUGGAAGCGUUUCUUUCGACGAACUGAGGGAAACGCUCGAAAAACGGCCGAACGUCCUAGAGAAUCUUACUAUUAGUGCCUUGGGUUGGCUGAAGCUUUCAAAAGACUGGCGGGAAUCUGUCGUGCGUUUACCUGGUCGCCGAGAGAUUAGAACGUACAUCCAGAACAACGCCCAGUUCAUAUUCUUCCAUGCAGUGUUCGCCUGUUUCAACAUCCUCCUGUUUUUGGAAGCGUUCGUUCGCCACUGGUUGAAUAGCAGCCACCUGCUUGUCUGCAUCGCACGUGGCACAGGUUCUUGUCUAAACUUUACCAGUAUACUUAUUGUAAUACUGGUUUUAAGGCAGAUUUUGAACUGGGUGAGAUCUACAUGGCUGUAUAGAUUUCUACCAUUUGAUGACCAUAUUGCCUUACACAGAGUGGUUGGUAGCACUAUUGUUUUACACGCUGUGCUGCAUGGAGUUUGUCACACGUGCUAUAACGCGUUUGUGGUGAAGAAGAACUGGGGUUUGUGGUUCAUUGAUCCAUAUGUUCUCACCGGGUGGAUACUGUUGGCUAUUCUACUGAGUAUCUUCUGCUUUUCCUUACCCGUAGUGCGGCGGAAGUUGUUCAGCGUCUUUUUCUUCGCCCACCAUCUCUACAUACCAUACUGGGUUAUUUUACUGGUUCAUGGCAAGAACUUCUGGAAAUGGUUCCUGUUUCCUGGUUUGGCAUUUCUGGUGGAGAAGUUGAUGCGGUCUCCGUGUCUCAAUAAAAAGAAGAAAAGUAAAAUUCUGAAGGGAGAGGCGCUGCCUUCUAAGGUAACAAAGCUGGUCAUUACGAAACCACCUUACUUCUAUUUCAAUGCCGGAGAUUACGUGCUGUUGAAUAUCCCCGUCAUCAGUAGAUACGAGUGGCAUCCCUUUACCAUUAGCAGUGCACCGGAGGAAGCAGGAGUAUUCACUGUUCAUAUAAGAGGCGUAGGUGUGUGGACGAACAAGACAUACCAGCAUUUUAAAGUAAAAAACGAUGUUGAAAAACACUGCAAGCAGAGCUUAUCGUCAAUAGGGAAAAAGAGGAAAAUAUGCACUGAGAACACAGGACAAAUACGCUCAUCGUCUGCACCCGAGUGGCUACCAAAGCAGGAGGAGGUACCAGGUACACCGCGUCGGAAUAGAAGCAAUCCCACCGUGAUUUUCGUUGACGAAAGCAUCAAUACACACUCUUACGGGUUCAUCGACAGAUCGUUGGAAUCAGACUCAGUGCAGGAAUUGUACCUGGAGGAGGCUUCCACUGGUGGUAAUCAGCUGUACCCAUGUGUCAGUAGCUCAAAAGAGCGACACAUAUCUGUGGACUCUGGGUAUCAGUGUGAAACCCUCAUAAAAAAUGAUCAGCGACCGCCAAGAGGUGUACAGAGUGACCCAGAAAUGUCGCUUGCAUCAGACGACGAUGAUUUACUGGAGGUCUACAUUGACGGCCCCUACGGUACUGCCUCCGCUGGUAUAUACCGGGCACAACACGCUGUUCUGGUGGCUGCAGGAAUAGGUGUCACCCCGUUUGCCAGCAUCUUGCAGAGCAUCAUGUACAGGUUCAAUGCCGCCAAUCACCAGUGUCCAGAUUGUCGCUUUUGUUGGACUGAUGAUAAAGCAGCCAGCCUUGGUAAUAUGAAGCUUAGAAAGGUGGAUUUCUUUUGGAUAAACCGCAAUCAGGACAGCUUUGAAUGGAUGAGCAGUUUAUUGAACCAGUUAGAACGAAAUCAAGCCGUUAUGCGGUCUUCUGUCGGACGCUUUCUCGAUAUCCAUAUUUACAUGACGGGCGCCCAGGGAGCGUCAGACUUAAGCGGACUGGGGCUUCAACUGGCAAUGGACUUAUGGCACGAGGAGGAGCACACAGACGCGGUGACAGGGCUGCAGACGAGGACUAAGGCAGGAAGACCAGACUGGGGAAAGAUUUUUAAAGAUAUCGCAGCUGCCAAACAUGGUGACGUCACCCUUUUUUACUGUGGACCACAGAUUCUUGGAGCAGAACUUGGAAAAAAUUGUACAAAAUAUGGAUUUGACUUCAAACAAGAACAUUUUUGAUUGUUAAUGCUUCCAUGUAACCUUCGCAGAUUUUGUUGUUAUUACCCUUGUUACUUUAAGGUACUUUAUUACUUAAAAGUUUGAAAUAUUUUAAUAUUAUCAAGGAAGUAUCCUGGCACUUUGUAUAAAAUCCUUGAACAAUAACUGGAUCAAUAUAUCGAGUAGAUUUAAAAACCUAAUAUUAAUAUUAGCC